Molecule: messenger RNA, 633 nt
Organism: Trichomonas vaginalis G3
Lineage: Eukaryota; Parabasalia; Trichomonadida; Trichomonadidae
Product: zinc ion binding protein family
Exons: 1
Coding region: 1-633 (210 amino acids)
Source: RefSeq, a predicted model, not a curated record
AUGUAUAAAGAGCACAUUAUUGAUAAAAUUCAAGAUCAAUUGGAAUUUAAUCAAUACUUUACACGUCAGUGGGACAUUCAUAAACAACAGUGGAUAGCCGCUGCCAGACCAAAUGAAUUAACCGUUGUGAAUAACGUUUCUGAAUCUUUAUUUAAAAAGAUAAAAUAUCACGAUUUUGGCUGCGUUAAAAAUCAAAGAAUUGAUAUUUUUGUCAAAAAUCUUUUAGAAGAAGUUGCACCCAAUUACUUUUAUCGUAUUAAAAACGAUUUACUUCAAACAGGUUUUAUUCCUUCAAUUAGAAUUCGCGAGCCUCGAUUGACAGAUUAUAAAACAAAAUUGAAAAGAGAAGUUCAAUCACGUUUAUACCAAGUAUUAAAUUUUGUUCAGAAUCAAGAAGCCAAAUUGAAUCCAUUAAGAUUUUUAUUGGAAAAUGCUGAAGAAAAACUUUCUCAAAUAAAUGAGAAGAUACAAAAUUCAAUUACAUAUUUAAGAUCGUUUGAAAUUCCAAAUGAAUUGUUAGAUACGUAUAUGUUAGAAAUUAAUGAAUUUUGUUAUAAUUCUCCAGGUUAUAUUUUAGAACAUUUCGAAGAAUUUUUGGAGGAUUUCAAAGAAAAGAAUAAUUUAAUAGACUAA